AUGACGUUGGAAGAUUCUGGCAACGAAGACGAAGAAGAUUUUAUGGGAGAGAUUAUCGACAAUUUUGCAUCUUUGGAUACCCAAAUUGAAAGGAGCGAACUGGAAGAGUUUGUGCACAUCGAUGAUGAAAACAACGAAGAGUAUUCAAAAGCAAUUUUGGAAGACGUCGAUGAAAUGUUGGAGACAUUGACGCACCAGAAUGACCCAUCUGCAGAGUGUGUCACUUUCCACGGCUUUGAACAACUGCAUAAAGCUACACUUGAGAUCGAGGACCAGUUGCUGUGCUCUGAGGUCAUGGAGGAAGCAGGAGACAUGUUUAAUGAUCUUAGGAUCUCGUUUGAGUCCUUUCAACAGAAACUCAGACAGGUCACUAUCAAAGUCAAGCGCAAAAAAUGCAAAAUGCCCGGCAAAUGA
Plasmopara halstedii is the source of this 414-nucleotide messenger RNA. RefSeq lists its product as uncharacterized. The record is from RefSeq and is a predicted model, not a curated record. The transcript is spliced from 2 exons. NCBI's taxonomy places the organism in Eukaryota, Oomycota, Peronosporomycetes, Peronosporales, Peronosporaceae. Bases 1 to 414 code for a protein of 137 amino acids.